GGCCUAGGCUUUGCCUCAGGGGGGCUGGGGGCGGGGGAGGGCUCGGAUAUGCAGCUGCGGAUCUUACUCCCGACGUGCUGCUGUGAGCCGGGCUGACCGGCUUGGUCCCGGGGCAAGUAGCGGGGAAGGCGGCUGGGCCCCGGGACUCCCAGCGCUGGAGUUCAGGCGCGGAGGAGAGGCCUUGUCCCCAGCGCUGGCGGGUCUCAAGCAGCAGGCCUUCCAAAAAGCAGUGUGUGCUGGGCCACAAGUGUUCGGUCCCUUUCCUCAGAAGUCAUUUAUUUUAGGGUUAAAUGGUUGCACUUGAAAUGUACUCUCACGUGUAGUCAUUAGCUGUUUUAAAAAGCGUUAAUUAAAAAUAAUGUUCUAUGUGUUCCUUAAUAUCUUCUCCCCAGUGAAGGAAAAUCCCUUGCUUACGGUUUGGGAACUGGAGAGCUGCUUUCGGGAAUGGCUAAGUUGAACUAGGACUGGCCUGUGUAUUACCUAUUUGGACGACUGUUUCUUCAUCUCUGACCUGGGACUUAUAGCAACUUUUUAAUUUUGAGAUCUGCUGCUGAAACUAGAAAUGGAGCCUUUGGAGCCUGACUCCUGGAAAACGUAAUCCAGGAGUCCAGCACAGACUGGGAUCUACCUGGCUGAGGAGCAGCAUUGUGGAAAGGGACCUGGGGGUCCUGGUGGGCAACAAGCUCAGUAUGAGCGAACAGUGUGCUGCUGCGAUGAAGAAAGCCAACAGGAUGCUGGGUCGCAUCAACAAGGACGUCGCCAACAGAGAGAAUGAAGUUGUUAUCCCACUUUACUCAGUGCUUGUCAGGCCACACCUGGAAUACUGUGUUCAGUUUUGAUCCCUGCUGUACAAAUAAGAUGGGGACGGUCUGGAGAGAGUCCAGAGAAGAGCCACCAAGAUGAUCAAAGGACUGUGAAACCUGCCAUAUGAGGAAAAGCUGAGAGAACUGGGUUUGUUCAGCCUUGAGAAAAGAAGGCUCAGGGGAGACAAAUAUUUAUAGGGUGGCUACGAAGAAGGUGGAGACUGCCUUUUUACAAGGAGUCACAUGGAAAAGACGAGGGGUAAUGCGUACGAGUUACUCCUGGGAAGAUUCUGAUUGGACACAAGAGGAAAACUUUUCACCAUGAGAACAAUCAGCCAUUGGAAUAAUCUCCCCAGGGAAGUGGUGGAUUUCCCAAGAUUGGACACUUUUAAGAUUCGACUGGACAGAGUGCUGGGUCAUCUUGUCUAGACUGUACUUUUCCCAAGAAAGGUUGGACCAGGUGAUCCUUAAGGUCCCUUCCAGCCAGAAAAAAUGCAUUCUGAAUAAUAACAACUGCUUGCUGAACUGAACUGCAAAGAUCUCAUGCUUUGGAGAUGAAGAUGAUAAAUCCAAGGAAAUAAUCCAGCUGCUGCCAUUGUGACAACUGAAAAGUCCUUUGUGUCAAAAUGAACAGUCUUUGAGAAAAAUCUGGGAAGCGGUUAAAUCUGAAAAAUGGGAGAAAGAGUAAGGAGCCCAGAUUCUGAACACGACAGGAAAUCAGAUGGGGAUAAAAAUAGUGACUCCUAUUAUUCAGAUGAAGAUAAUGCAUCUCAUUCAUCUGGCCAGUCGCCAACACUAAGCUAUCCGUCUACAAGCCAAGAAAAAAGAGAUCACAAAACACAAACUUCAAACAGCCUUGUACACUACCAAGCCACAAAGAAAUUGGGUUCCAAAUAUGCACCAAGCAAAAGAGGGACACAAUGGGGUUUCCGUUCUCAGAGCCUCACUAGGGAUUCUCCUGCAAAAGAUAUAGAUCUUGUUACAAAAAGAGUUCUUUCUGCUAGGCUGCUGAAAAUCAAUGAGCUCCGAAAUGAACUGACUGAACUCCACAUCAAACUAGAUGAGCUGCAGAAGGAAAACAGGGCACUGAAGAGGCUUCAGCACAGGCAGGAGAAAGCCUUGAAUAAGUUUGAAGAUACGGAAAACGAAAUCUCUCAGCUCCUUGCUCGGCACAACAAUGAGAUUAGAAUAUUAAGGGAGCGCCUACGAAAAUCUCAAGAGAGAGAACGUGCAACUGAGAGACGGCUGAAAGAUUCGGAAGAUGAACUGUACAGAACAAAAACUGUCUUGCAGAAACUGAAAAAACUGUCUGCAGAUAAGCACCUUGCCGAAAGAGAUGACCUGGCAAAGAAACUAGCCUAUGCGGAGAGCAGGCUAGAGGAGAGUGAAAAAAGAAUUAAGGAUCUGGAAAAAAAUCUUGAAUUAAGUGGUAGCAGUUUUCAACGAGAGUUACAUUCAAAGAAAAAAAAGAUGCAUGAGGUUCAAGAAGAAAAUAGAGUUCUCCAAGAAGAGCUUAAUCAACUUAAUCAGAAGCUGAAGGAAAAAGAAAGAGAACUUGAAGCAAAAAAUAUAUAUGCUAAUCGUAUGUUGAAGGUAUCACCAAGAAAAGACAUGGAUAUCAUCCAAAGAAAAAGAGCCAACAACCAAAAUAUUAAAAAAGGUGCACAGCUCACAAAAGCCGUACAGACCAGUGGAUAUUUCUCACCAGUAGAAUUUCUUCCAGAACCAGAACUUAUCUGUGGUGACACAGUAAACAAGAAAGAAGGAAUUCUUCCGAAAAUAGAAAAAGAAACUCAAGACAAAGAAUGGAAAGAGCAAGCAGACCUCCUAAGACAAGACCAAGACAAGGAAAGGGAAGAGAAAUUGAAACGUUUUCAGGAAAUACAGGCUUUGGAGGAGAGAGUUCAAAAGCUACAUGAUGAGUGGGAAAGGGAAGAAUAUGACAAGAUGAAAAAAGAAAGCAGCUUUUUAUUGGAUAAAGAAGAGAAAACAAAGAUGGAGACAGAAAUCCACAAACCUGAAGUAGAGAGAGAAAGCACUGAAAUGCUGGAAGAGCGGCGAAAAAGAGAGUUCCUGCUUGCUAAAAUGCAAGAAAUUGAUAGAGAAACUCAAAAUGUAACAAACGUGAGACCUGCUUCCCAAGCACCACUCAUAAAUACAGCAAGAAAAUCUGAUUCAUUGGAGAAAAAAGAUAAAACUAAUCAAUUCUUUGAGAUUCCUGGGAGGGUUACGAAUGGAUUUCCUGGAGAUGGCAGCCAGGAUGAUGCCACAAGAGCGCAAGGGCAGAAGCAACGAAAUGUAAGGACCGUAGAUUUAAGUAGUGAGUUAACAUUUGGUAGUUACAUACCUUCCUUUGGGAAAGGAUCAGGGAGACCAAGUUGGCUUACUCAAAAAAGUGACAACUUAGAAGAAAAUGUUAAGGAAAAUGCAGAUAGCAAUAGUAAGAAAGAAAAGAAGUCGAAUUUAAUGGAACAACUCUUUGGAAGCAGUGCCAGUACCAUCCUUCUUUCUAAAAAUAACGAUACAACACCCCUUGACAUAGAUUGGGACUCUAGAAAUACUCUUCUUGUCGAUAAAAACAGUAAAGUCAAAGUAAAAGAAGACAGUGACCUUUUUGGUGAAGGAAGAAACCUAACCAGACACCGUUUGCAACACACUACAAGCAAGCCAGGACUUAAGACCCUUGGUUCUUUAGAAGAUGAAAUCGAAGAAGUAGUCUUACAAUGAUCAUAUUUUUAUGUGUUUCAAAUGUAAAUACAGAAAAAUAUUUUCGUGUAAUAUUUAUUAGAUACAGAAUUGAAACAUUUCAGAUAUAUUGUAAAGCCUUAUGAAGGAAUAAUUUACAUAAGUGGGUAUAUGUAUAGAGGAAAGAUGCACUUUGAUAGAACAGCCUAUAUGCAGAAAAUUUCUUCUAAAAUGUAGUAUCCAAAUACAGACAUUGGAGAUCUGGCAGUGGGUCUUUUGGCAGAAAGACAGGGAACGGUGUCCUGAGGGACUUUGAUAGAUGAGAUAGGCGCUGGCUGGCCCUUUCAGUCAAUUGGAGAAGACGUUUUUGCCCCAGUCACUGUUGCCACAUGGCACCAUGUGACUUGUGCAGCUGUGGCUCGGGGUCCCAGAGGCUCGGUAGCACAGAGCUGGCAGGGAUGCCAUAGGAAUGGAAGGACUUGUAAAGGCUUACGCUCACUUGUGCCCUUUGCUCACUCUCUGUCUCGCCCCCGUCAUGCUCCCUCUCACUUCUGUCUCUUGGGUACUCGCUCUGUCCACCCGCCCCUUCUCUCUGUCACUCUUUCCCUUUACUUGUUCUUUGCCCUCUCUCUCUGGCAGUCACUCUCUAAUUAUUUUUUUUUAAGACUUACUGGUGUGUAAUGGUAUGUUAAGUAAAAUUACACUUCUCACAAUUACUCUGCAAUUAUUUGUUGCAGACUGAGUUGGCUAAGAAAGGCGGCAAGCUUUUAUGUGGCAGCCUUGGCAUUCAGGGCAGCUACUAGAUGGGCAUCUCUGGCUAGCCAGCAUAGGAAGCGUUGGGGUGUUUUUACCUGUGGGCUGCUCACAGUUCACUGCUUUUCAUUUGGAGUACUUUUUUUAGGCAUCAGAUAUUUUCUUUCUCGGGCAUUUGGAGAGCCUCUUAAAACUCUGUCAGGAGAAGGCAUGUGUAACAUCAGUGUCAUGAAAUGGAUAGAAGAGACGUACCUAGCACAAAGGCUCAGGUAGAAAGAGAAUGUUCUACACUGCAAUCAUGUUGUCUCAGAAGAACAUCAACAGAAACACAACUGACUCAGGAACAGCUGAUCUGUCUUCUGCGUAGGUUUUCUGUAGACCUUACUACCAAAUUUGUCUAACUCUUCUCAUAUAUUCAGAUUAUAUUUAUUACAUAAUGCCAUUUUUUGUAAUUUCUGAAUUUUGUAUGUGAAAUUCCAAUCAUUACUAAGUCAUUUUUUAACAAAAUGGUUUUAUUAAAUGAGUUGAGUAAAAUUUUUGUGUGUAGAUCAUCCUUAACACAAAGUUCUG
This is a messenger RNA of Chroicocephalus ridibundus (black-headed gull), 4811 nucleotides long. RefSeq names its product lebercilin LCA5 (gene LCA5). Gene Ontology annotation, cellular component: axoneme. Gene Ontology annotation, biological process: intraciliary transport. Lineage: Eukaryota; Metazoa; Chordata; Aves; Charadriiformes; Laridae. The record is from RefSeq and is a predicted model, not a curated record. Bases 1476 to 3530 code for a protein of 684 amino acids. The transcript is spliced from 10 exons.